This is a messenger RNA of Exophiala mesophila, 1561 nucleotides long. RefSeq lists its product as uncharacterized. The transcript is spliced from 4 exons. The record is from RefSeq and is a predicted model, not a curated record. Bases 105 to 1022 code for a protein of 305 amino acids. Lineage: Eukaryota; Fungi; Ascomycota; Eurotiomycetes; Chaetothyriales; Herpotrichiellaceae. Gene Ontology annotation, biological process: cytosolic ribosome assembly. Gene Ontology annotation, cellular component: mitochondrial matrix.
CUUCAAUCAUCUCACGUCUACGCACCGUUUUACACUCUACAUCUCCUGACCCAUUGAACAUUCCUCGUAUCAUUUUUCAGCGUUUGCUCAAUCUAUCACACAACAUGUUGGCCCUGCGAUCACUCGUGCGGGCGUUGCCCAAAUCCUCACUGCGCCAGUCAGCUGCUGGUUCCCUGCGCUCCAACACCAGAUCUGGCAUUCAGAGAGCAGCCUGGCAAUCGAAAUGGCAGUCAUCCUAUUCGGCAUUCUCUACCUCGGCGAUCAAACGAGAGUCAGCUGGACAGUUCGAUCAAGAACUCUCUGCGAAAAUCGCGCAGGAGCAUUCACUCGAACUCGAGAGUCACGAUGAUUCGAAGGAUGAAUCCGUCAAUGAAUACCUCAAGUCUAGCCCUUUCACGGUGACCGAGAAGCCGGGGUCCCACGAAAUCGUUCUGACCCGCGAAUUCGGCAACGAACAGAUCAAGGUCGAGCUAAGCAUCUCCGAUAUCAAUAACAUGUCCGAGGAAGAAUUCGAUCAAAACGACGAGGAUGAUGCCUUCGAUGAUGAGCCCGAGUACGAGCAGGAGAAGAGAACGAUCAAUCAAUCCAAGGGCGGCAAGAUUGAUGUGAUGCCCGAGGACAGCAUCGCUCCAGCUGAUCGGGAAGGUGACUUGGACUAUUCCAGUGGCCCCAGCUAUCCUAUCCGCAUUCUCGUCACCAUCACCAAACCUGGAAACAAAGCCAUCCAGGUGGCGGCGGUCGUGGUAGACGGCACGAUUGACAUCGAAAACCUCACAAUUUAUGAAAAGGCAUCACUGGUAGAUGCCGAGGGCAACAAGGAGGCGCGGGAAGCACAAUCAUUGUACGAGGGCCCACCAAUCCGCAACCUCGACCCGGAAUUGCAGAUGCACUUGGAGAGAUAUCUCGAAGAGCGAGGAAUCAACGCCGAGCUGGCGGUGUUCUUGCCUGAUUACGUCGACCAGAAGGAGCAGAAAGAAUACGUGUCAUGGUUGGAUAAUCUCCGGAAAUUCAUUGACGCGUAAGGAAACUUUCGACAAGUCAUGUUCAAAGCACGACUGGGCUCCGUCCCCUUGUGACACCAACUACAGCCACUUGAAAGCAAUGUAAAAUAAUACCACUACUGUUGUUCCUCGGCGUUCUUCUGAAAGCAAUGGACAGGAUGUACUUGGGACAAGCAAAGACGGUCUAGUCAAAUGUGACAUAACACCGGCUCAAAAUUGCUCCGAGUCUUCAAGUGCCGUCCUGGGCAUGACAAUAUUACCCCGUUCAUGAUGGUCCAGUUUUUGACGGGACAAGGAAAUUGUGUAGAUAGCUUGGCUGAGACCUUCUCCUCUCCUCAAAGAUAUCAACAUCGUUCAUUGAGAUGCAAACUUGUAACAGGCUUGGGAGCGCAUUUGGCCGCCUUAUUCAAGGUUAAUAUGAACGCACGAGUAUCGGUUACAUCAGGUACACCUUGGCUUAUAUUCAGGCGUCUCGCGCAGCAUAUGAUAGCGGGGGUGUGGGUUGAACACCAAGUGUAAGGCCUUCCUUCUGAUUUCGCGAUCUCGAUAUCGUUGUACAA